UCCAAACAUGGUGGAAAAUGUGAACUAAAAACUUCGGAAUUAGAUUGGCAAUUACAAAGCCUAUUAUUGGAAAUAUAUAUCGUUUCAUGAAGACAAUCAUACAUUAUAUUUUGUUUAAUUAUACUUAUUCCACACAGUUCUGGAAACCAUUCCAGGAUCUUGGAUUUGUUUAACCAAAUAACGACCAAAAGCUCAUCAUGGCGACAGCAGCAAUGGCUAGAACACUGACUGAGACAGUCCCGCCUGAGCCGACCUUGCAGAUGAGGCUGCAGAUUCCAGGGCUCCAACCAAAAGCUGCUUCAGUUGCAAAUAGCAAACUUAGAAACCGUCUCCGUCUGGAUCCUACCAGGGCAUUAGAACCUGCCCGCAAGAAGAUUGCCACAAUUGAAGCACAAAGAAUCAUGUCAGUUUUUGAAGACACAAUAAUGAAGUCUGAAAUUGUCACUCUAACUCCAUACAUCAUUGAAAACCUUGACCGAUUCCGUGUGAAUAUGGGCGGUGAUUUAUCAGAUCUAAUGGAACACCAUGCUGUUAUAUUAGGCAGUUAUGAAGAAAUUAAGCAAACUUUGGAUAAGCAGAUGUCGAGAACUAGUAGGAAAUCAAAAGGAAAAGGGAGAAAAUCUAAAUCUCCUACAAUGUCUGAUGAUGGAAACCAAAUGUUAGAUGAAUUGCAGCCAGCUGCCAUGGCACAGUCUCCUUCACAACAGUCUGGUAGCGCUUCUCGUCAGUCAAGCUUUCGACCAGAAUCUGGGGGCAGUGGAUCUGGAAGCUUCAGCAGGCCUAAUAGUUCAAGCAGUAAUGGGUCUAAUUUCAGCAUGGAUAGCCAGAUUGAGCGAACUGUGAGAAGUCUCACAAUGGUUGCCCAACAGCUUAACACUUCCUGCAAGAAUGUUCUCAGAGCUUUUCAGAGUAACCCAUCAGCAUUGAAUGCAAUCAAACAGGCAUAUGCAAAACGUGGGGCCUCAGCCAAGUCUUUCAUUCAGUAUUUGAAUGAACUUAAAGACAUUCUUAUGAACAAGUUAUUAACAACACCAGAAGAGGAAAAAGAGAGGAUGGACUAUCUGCAAGAGAUCUCCAAAAGGGAAAGAAAUAAUGCAUCCAUUAUUGAAAAACUUGAGGCUGAAUUAAAAAUAGCACAGGAUGACAAGGAUGAAGAGAUCAAGAAGAAAAAUGAUGUCAUUCGUGGGCUGCAAGCAGAUCUUCGACAGAUACAGAAGUUUUCAGAAGAUCAUAUAAGACGUGUUAAUUCCGAGGCAGACAAACAGAAGGGUGCGGACAAGAAAAACAGUGAGGGCCGCAAGCAGAGAUUGACUCAAGAAGUUACACAGUUGCAGACAGAAAAGCAGAACCUAGUCACAGAACACAGAGAAAAUGAACAGGAACUAAGAAAGAAAAAGUUUAAGAUAGAGACUGAAGUGGAAAACUGGAUUCAGAGAUAUGAUGCUGACAUGGGUGAACGCCAGGAUGAGUUCGAGGAAAUAGACGAGGUAUACACGCAGGAGAAGACCCAGCUUCACGAGCUUGAAGAGCGCUUCAAGACACUGGAGGCUGAGUACAACACCAUCAUGGAGGAGCGUCGUCUGGCCCGUGAACGUCGUGAGGCUGCCGAACGGGAGCUUGCUCUCAUGAUCAAGGCGUCUACCACCAUCCAGGCUUUCUGGAGAUCAUUCAAGGUGCGCAAGGCCCUCAAGUCCCGCAAAAAGAAGGGAGGGAAGAAAAAGAAGUAGUGUGCUUGACAGUUAUUGGAUUGCUCUGUGUCUUAAAUGUGUUUUUUUGUACAUUUGGACCAGUAAGUUAUUUUUUAAAAGUUAGUAUAUGCAGAAAGGAUAGAAGUCUUCAAUUGAUAUGAAUGUAUUUGGCUUUUAUCAUUCUGUGUGAACUUUUUAACAAAAUUUCCAUUGGCUCAUGUAUUAUUAUUUUCAAGUUUUGCUGAAUAUUUGUUAGAAAUCAAGCAAUUCAUUCUUUUUUUGCAUUUACGUUUGUUAUGGUGAUACAAUUGUUUUUAGAUCUAGAUGUACAUGUUAUUGAAAAAUAGCAGCUUUGAUACGCAUGUAGAGCAAUAGGAAAAUGCUGUGAUAUAAAACAACUUCUGUUUUUUUUUCUAAAACUCAUUUCUUAACUAUCUGUCCAUUAAUAGCUUAAAGGUUAAAUUGUUCACCUCCAAUGCCUUCAAACUUAUUAUCUUUUUAAUCAAACAAUUGAAGCAGCUAACACUGUCCAAAUCUAGAAGUAAAACUUACUUUUGUUGGGUUUGAGUCACAUCAUUCACUGCUGUUGGUCAGAACAUUUAUAAUUAUAAAUCAGAAGAAAAAAAAUAAAUAUAAAGACAUUUGUUUACAUUGUAUGAAAUUUCUAAAUUAUUACUUGUUUGUGUAUAAACCUGUUUUUUUGAAUCUUCAUUAUUGCCUCAUUUAUGUCAUGCAAGUGUUUUGAGCAAUUAUCAUCGAUUAUGUGUGGACCCAUUACUCUCAAAUUGGUAAAAUGUAUAAAGUUAUGACAAUGAUAUACAAAAAUCAGUGUAUGAAAUGACUUUUUAGUAAAUGUUUUGCUUUAUUAUGCUGAAAGUUAUCAUUUACAUGAAAUUAGGUUUUUAGUUACUAUUUAAGUAAGAUAAUACUGUGUUAUGUGAUAUUGUUAUCAUUUAUGAUUUAAGAUUGAAUAAUCAUACUUAUAUUUGAUGUAUUAAAAUAUGCAG
Messenger RNA from Mya arenaria, 2695 nucleotides. Its product is annotated as dynein regulatory complex protein 10-like. The transcript has 4 exons. The record is from RefSeq and is a predicted model, not a curated record. Bases 198 to 1727 code for a protein of 509 amino acids. Lineage: Eukaryota; Metazoa; Mollusca; Bivalvia; Myida; Myidae. Gene Ontology annotation, molecular function: protein binding.